Molecule: messenger RNA, 2086 nt
Organism: Cercospora beticola
Lineage: Eukaryota; Fungi; Ascomycota; Dothideomycetes; Mycosphaerellales; Mycosphaerellaceae
Gene: PZF1
Product: Pzf1p
Biological process (GO): regulation of transcription by RNA polymerase II
Cellular component (GO): nucleus
Source: RefSeq, a predicted model, not a curated record
UUCAACAUCACCGCUCUGCUCUGCUUGAGCCGCUGGCGGUCAUGGCUUCCAGCCCGGCUGGGAAGCGAAAGCGCGCUGGUCCAGUCGACAGCGCGCUCGGUGAGAUCUUCAUCGACACCACGCCGCGCAAGAAGCGAGCUCGAUUCCACUUGGACCACGAUGACCUGGAAAACUUCUCCGAUGCAGACUCCUAUGCUGGCAGCUACACGCCCUACGCCGACAGCGUCGAUGCCGCUGCCACGGACUCCAUGAACGAUAGCGAGACUCCCAUCACCGAAGCCUCGAGCACUCGGAGCAAAAGCCGACCGCGGGAGAAGAAAUUCAUGUGUACCUGGCCCUCCUGCGACAAGAAGUUCUCUCGACCUGUCCAGCUCCAAGCUCAUAUGAACUCACACACGGGCGAGCGGCCCUUCAAAUGCGACGAAGACGAUUGCUCACAAAGCUUCUUCAAACGGGACCAUCUCAGGCGACAUGUCAAAGACAAACAUGGGAACCAAUCUUUCACUUGUGCCUAUGUGGUCUUUAACGAUAUCAAAGGCCAGCAGGAAGCAUGCAACAGGACGUUCGCCUCGCAAGCGAAGCUCAAACGCCACAUGGCUGCUCACGAGGACAAGGAAGAAACCACUUGUUCUUGGCCACAUUGUCGUAAAGUAUUCCGGAAGCAAGACACGUUACAGCGGCACAUCAAGGCGGAUCAUUUGGGCGAGGAUGCGUACACAUGUACCAGAAAGAUGCCGGAUGGUAGUUCUUGCAGGGAGACAUUUCCCACACCGAGCCAACUCAAAAGCCACGAGAGAAAGGAGCACGAACCGCCCAAGUACAUUUGUGACAUCUGUGCUAGCGGCGAUGAGCCUCCUUUGGACGACGUGAUUCCCAACGAUCUUGACGAAGAGUUUCUGCCAGGUCCCGAAGACAUGGUUGCACCAAACGAAGAGCCGACUAAUGGCUCCAUGGAUGCACUCUCGCUGGACGAGGUGCCUACUGCUCCGCCCAGCUUCGGCCCAGGCCGCUUUCUUACAUUGCACGAGCUCCAGCGCCAUAAUCGUCUGUUCCACCCUCCAACGUGUUCUGACUGUGGUAAAGUGUGCAAGUCGAAAAAGGAUCUGGCCGCGCACAUGGAUAUCUCGCAUUCUGCUCAUUCAUCUGGCACGCCACACGUCGCACAGAAGCGAUUUGUGUGCCCAUAUGUCGGCUGUGACCGAUCGACAUUGGAGAAUGGAUUUACGAAGAAAGGCAAUAUGCAGCAACACGUCAAAACAGCUCACACCAAGGAGAAGAAGUAUGUCUGCGGCGAGUACGACUUGGGAGGGGUGGAGAAGCUGACCGGCUGGAAUCGGAUCGGAUGUGGCAGAGUAAUGGGUACCAAGCAAAGCCUGAUCGGGCACAUCAGGACUCAGCACAUGGGUCUUCCUGCACUCGUCAGCAAGCGGACCGGGCGCAUCGACAAAGUCAACAAGCACGAUUUGCUGCAAAUUCCCACUACUGAAGGAGCGACCACGACUGCCUACGAGGACGCAGAUCAAGACGUAAAUAUGCAAGACGAAUUCGCGCCAGAUAGGACGCUGUCGAUGAUAACUGGAUAUGGCUACGAGCAAAUCCGCCCCUUUGCUUGCCUGGAACGGGCUCGAGGCUGCCAAGCUCGCUUCACCAAGGUGUAUGAACUGUCAUACCAUAUGGAGAUGACACACGACUGGAACGUUGACGAUAUUAAUGAGGCGGUCGAUAAUCCUGAUACUUUUGCACCAGAAAGUGCCGGAGAUGAAGAUAAUGUGCUUAGGCAGAUGUUGAGGACGGAGCUGGAUGGCCCACUGAAGGGCGUGGUCGAUCCUCAGCUGGAUACAAUGCAGAUUUGAUGGGUAUUCAGCUUGUGGCUCGGGGCACUUUGCUUUAUUUGCGAAUCCUUUCGAGUGUUAGGCCUACCGAUGAGGGAAUGCUCUCGCUGUGUGAGGCGUGGCUCGGAGGACUUCACCACACUGGCUGGGGUUUACAUAUUAGACUGGCGUUUUUGUCUCUGAGAUACCCACUUGUUAGCUUUGCAUUAUCAGCGUGCAUGUAGUUCAUAAGAAUGAGUAAUUCACUAUUGAAG